UUGAUAAACCCAAUACACAAUUGGUCAUCGCUUGGCAAUUAGCCGGGCGCCGUCUAGUAUAUAAAGUUCUCAGAUUGGGUUGAUAAUUUCAUUCACAGUAUCGACGGCGCGCGCAAGCACAAGUGUUAAAUAAAUUUUAAAUUUCCGUUUUUUUCCAAUCAAAUUCUUCUCCGAAAUAUGUUGCGCAUUGCUUUUGUUGCACUAGCCUGCCUGUUCCUCGUGUCCAGUGCCACAAAUGUCAAGGAAUGCAAGGGUAAACCUUUUCCACUGAGUGUGCGCGUUGAGGGCUGCGAAGAACCACCCUGUGAGGUUAUCAAAGGGACGACCGCUGUGAUGGAAGUGCAGUUCUUGGGCAAUAGAAACGACAUUAAGAACAUCGAAGCGAAGGUCACAGCAAAGGUGCUCGGAAUGAACUUGCCCUACGAUCUGCCCGAAGAGGUUUCGAAUGUGUGCAGCAAUCUGAUGUUUGGCGCCAUUUGUCCAGUGGAUAAGAACGAGGACGUCACAUACAAAUUUAACUUUUACGUCGAGCCCGCCUUUCCCGAAAUCACUGCCGAUGUGACGGUUACACUGAAUGACGAAAACAAUGACGUUAUUACGUGCUUCAUAUGUAGCUGUAAGCUCCGUAAGGGACCAACGCAGCGCGACGAACUGCUUCUUGAAUCUGGCGAUCUCGAUGCGUAGGACCAAUGUUCUCGAUUCGACAUUCGUCCAAUGACUGAUGGUCAGGCAUUCUAUUGUUGAAUAAUAAAGUCACGACUUGUUGAGAUAAA
Messenger RNA from Scaptodrosophila lebanonensis, 773 nucleotides. RefSeq lists its product as uncharacterized. Gene Ontology annotation, biological process: sterol transport. Lineage: Eukaryota; Metazoa; Arthropoda; Insecta; Diptera; Drosophilidae. Bases 178 to 684 code for a protein of 168 amino acids. Gene Ontology annotation, molecular function: sterol binding. The record is from RefSeq and is a predicted model, not a curated record. The transcript is spliced from 3 exons.